Molecule: messenger RNA, 394 nt
Organism: Trichoderma asperellum CBS 433.97
Lineage: Eukaryota; Fungi; Ascomycota; Sordariomycetes; Hypocreales; Hypocreaceae
Source: RefSeq, a predicted model, not a curated record
UGGAAGUUAAAGUCGAGCUUGGGGCGGCGCCGUCGUCGCUGAUCCAGCGGAUCACGAGGCAGAUGACGGUAUUUAGCCACUGGGAACAAAGUCAUGACUUAUGACGUUGGGCUGAUGUCGCAUGCAACCUUUCAACCGUUGUUUCUACUACCAGCUAUAGCUAGGAGGCUAACCAACUCAGGCAUUUGCAGCUUAACAGAUUGCAGCGACGAGCCGAUUAGUGAGUGCCAAGUGCUUAUUCAGGAGAGGGCCAAAGCAGAAAACCGAAUCGUUUGCCCGUCGGUUGCUGCUCGCGGGCAGGCGUAUAGAAUCCUAUCUCGGACUUGACGAGUGAGGAGUAAGUGGCUACCGGUUCGUGUUGCGUAUCUGCAGUGUGACACAGGCAUAUAAUCCC